AUGACCGUGACCAAGCUCAAGCUGAAGCGACCUGUGCUCCAGCUGUAUGCGCAGUGUCUGCGGUCGGCUCGGCGGUGUCCGCAGUGGGAGCAGCGCGAGAUGAUGAAGACGUACGUACGGAUGAAGAUCCGGAGCGAGGUCGACACGCAGGACCCGGAUCGAGUGCGGACGCUCUUAAUGGAUGGCAGGGAAGAGCUCGAGCGCAUGAAUUACUACCACUCGAUCUACGAAGCGAAGGAGAGACUAGCAGCCACAGCAGCUAGAGCGGCAAGUGAUGGUACAGCUUCGAGUAUGGAGGAGCGAACGCGUCCGUUCAGUUGCGUUCAUUGUCGGGCGGCGUAUCCGUCCAAAGAAGCCAAUUUUUGUGCCAAUUGCGGCACCAAGAGACCCGGAAGUUCCUGA
This is a messenger RNA of Peronospora matthiolae, 402 nucleotides long. The record is from the annotation of a GenBank genome assembly. Lineage: Eukaryota; Oomycota; Peronosporomycetes; Peronosporales; Peronosporaceae.